AUGCCACCAAAGAAGUCCGCUAUUGCCGCUGCUGCCAAAGCCGGUGGUGCUAAGAAAAAGAAGUGGUCCAAGGGAAAGGUUAAGGACAAGUCCCAAAACAUGGUUGUCUUGGAUCAACCAAUGUACGACCGAAUUUUGAAAGAAGUUCCAACUUUCAAGAUUAUCUCUCAAUCAACUUUGAUCGAUCGUCUUAAGAUUAACGGAUCUUUGGCCCGUGUUGCAAUUCGUCAUUUGGAACGUGAUGGUUCUAUCAAACGUGUUAUUCACCACAACGGUCAAUUGAUCUACACCCGUACUGGAGGUGAUUAA
This is a messenger RNA of Meira miltonrushii, 309 nucleotides long. Its product is annotated as ribosomal protein S25. NCBI's taxonomy places the organism in Eukaryota, Fungi, Basidiomycota, Exobasidiomycetes, Exobasidiales, Brachybasidiaceae. The record is from RefSeq and is a predicted model, not a curated record. Gene Ontology annotation, molecular function: structural constituent of ribosome. Gene Ontology annotation, cellular component: cytosolic small ribosomal subunit. The transcript has 2 exons. The coding region runs from base 1 to 309 and encodes 102 amino acids.